UGGAACUUUGAAAAAAAAAAAUGUACCUGACUUUACAAUAUUCAAAUUUUCUUGGGCAGUUAGAUAAAUAUGAAAACACCAGACUGGUUCCGUGGUUCUCUCGGGUAUUUUCUGGAGUUGUGGUAACUGGUAGCAAGAGUGCUCGCUCUGAUUAAGCUCUUUGUAAAGCAUGGACACACAGAAAAGCCAACCUGAAACACAUUCAACUGCACCAUCAGCUACGUCAUGUCGAAAGAAGAAGAGCGAAGAAGCAACAUUCUUGCAGGAUGUGAAGGAUCACAUUGACGAGUUCAUUCAUGCUUCGAUGGAAGAACACAAAACUUGCUUUCAGAAAACAGUUCAGAAGAUGUUUGGCUUAUCCAAGGUUGUUGCGGAAAGGAACGCUGAUGCUACCAAAGAAGUUGAAAGCUCUCUGCCUCUUCAGACAAUCGUACAAGAUUAGAUUUGUUGCUUUUAAUCCAGUAUGUUCUGACUGAGUCAUGUGGUAACAUAUUCCAGAUAUUUAAUUACACAUUUACACUCUCUUGAAAUUUAAUCUCAAUAAAUAGUAGAGAGGAUAAUACAAAGGAUAAUACAGUUGCACAGCUUUAUCUUUUCUUCUGAAUUACCAUUUUAUAUAAAUUUAUUGUUCUAAAUAAGGUAUUUAUCAUUUUGGCUA
Molecule: messenger RNA, 658 nt
Organism: Arachis ipaensis
Lineage: Eukaryota; Viridiplantae; Streptophyta; Magnoliopsida; Fabales; Fabaceae
Source: RefSeq, a predicted model, not a curated record